Molecule: messenger RNA, 3633 nt
Organism: Trichosurus vulpecula (common brushtail)
Lineage: Eukaryota; Metazoa; Chordata; Mammalia; Diprotodontia; Phalangeridae
Gene: TCTN3
Product: tectonic family member 3
Biological process (GO): smoothened signaling pathway; cilium assembly
Source: RefSeq, a predicted model, not a curated record
AUAGCAACGCACCGGGUGACUGCGGCGUCUUCAGUUCCCAGGGCUGUCGGGGGCUGGGAGGCCUCAGCGGCUUCAUGACCCUGGCGCCCCUCAAGCUGCUGGUGCUCCCCUGGUUCCUCCUGGCGGGGGGCGCCAGGGCCCAGACCCAACCCUCGUCUCCCGAGGGACCUCUCACCUCCGCAGGAAUAGAGCCCCCGGCAGAGACUCCCGGCACCUCGCCGCCCCCGGGGCCCGAGACCCCGGCCUCUUCCCCGGGGCCCGAGACCUCAGUCUCUCCCCCGGGGCCCGAGACCCCGGCCUCUCCCCCGGGGCCCGAGACCUCGGCCUCUCCCCCGGCCACGUCGCCGGGGGUUCUCAGGCAGACGCCGCCGGGGGUUGACCUCGAGGAGGGGUCCUCGGUGCAGCCGCUCGUAACCGUGAGCCCGGAGCCCUUACCUGACGAAGAGGAGCCUUCCUGGAUAGAGAGUGGAGGUGUUAACCAGCACCGCCUCUGGUCUUCCUCCCGCCUGUCCGAGGUCUGCACGUGUGACCUGACGCCGAACUCGUGCGAUCUCAACUGCUGCUGUGACAAGGAGUGCUACCUGCGCGACCCCAGGGCUCUGUUCACCUUCUGCCUCCCGGGGAGCUACAGGGCAAUAGAAUGGAGAUGUGUAGAAUCUUCCAUUAUUUUCCGAAGUAAUGCCCCAUUUCGUGUAAGAACCUUGGAACUAGAAGAUGGUCUAAAAUUUUGUGUCCAGGUGAACAACCCAAUGUUGAACUAUUUCCAGCAUCUUCAAAAGGUUGAUGGGACCAACAUGCAAUCCUUGGUAACAGAAUAUGGAGGUACAUCAUUCUUCUCGGUACCUCAAUCGAUGCCAACUUUUUCUUCUUUUUACGUGGCUGGAGAUCCCAUUUUGAUCUACUCUCCCAAGUGGUCAUUACUGAGUUAUUUCAAACAGCCAAUAGGAAUAGGACCUAGAGAAGUUUGCACUGAGAAUAAUGCUGCAAGAUUCCUGGAAAGUGGAAGUACCACCUGUACCCGAUUCUUUAGCAAUCUAACAAGUAGCUGCACCACAGAUCCCUUACUCAGGGUCACUUCUUACCAUAACUUCAUGGUCUUGAAGGUUCCAAAAGGUGUGACAGAUCUGGAGAACAUGCAGGUGCCCAUAACGCUUACUUCAGAGCCCAUUUCACCUCAGCUGGAUGGAAACACCUGUCUUAAUGUUGUUUCCCAGGUUAUCUACGAGAUAGAAACCAAUGGGACUUUUGGGAUCCAGAAAGUCUCUCUCUCCUUCAUCCUGAUGAACCUGUCUGGGGAUCCAGGAGCUUCUAUACAGCAACACUUCACUAUACAUUUCCACCCUUUUCAACAUAGAAGAGCUCUUCUUCCUUUGGCUAGAAGUGGGAAUCCUGGCUAUAUUUUUGGAAUGCCCCUCCUAGUUUUAAAAGGUGAUAGCAGUGUUCCAAUGACUAUCUCACAGAGCCACAGUGAUGGAAGCUGCUCUGUAAAUAGGCGAAAAGUAGAAUUUGGGGUGAACAUGAUGACUGGUUGCAAGUUCAGGGAAGAGAACAGAAACUGUGACCAUUUGCAAGAUGAGAUCUAUAAGACUCUUAGUGGAACAUCCAGUCCAGUAUACCUAGGUAUCGCGGGUAAUUCGGAACCAUCCCACAUAGGACAUUGGGUCAAAGUCUUCACCAAGAAUUGCAGUGCUCUGGCUAAAAAUUGUACCUCUUGCUGUGGCAUACCAUUUUCCUUGGAGAUCCAGAUAUUGUGGGCAUAUGUAGGCCUCCAGUCCAACCCACAAGCUCAUGUUUUAGGAGGCCGGUACCUGUAUGAGUGCAACUUUAUAACGUUACCCUCAUCUGUGGUAGAAGUAUCUUUGAGAACUUUUGUGUCUUUCACUGACAUCACAAAGAAGACAGAGUUUACAGAGAGCCUGCUAAAAAAAGACUGGAUAUUUCCAUUCUCCUCUUUUUUUCAGGAGGAAUCAAGUGGAAAAAUGGAAUCUCUAAGAAGCUUGAGUACUCCUGUUGUCUUCUGUGUGUGUUAUUAUCUGGCCUUCUCAGCUUAGAGAUGAACUGAAGAAAGGAGGAGAAUUACAUUUCACUCUUCUCAGUGAGGGCUGUAAGAUGGCCUUCCUGCAUAUGCUAUAGGAAUGAUUCCUAUUUAUCAUUAUGACCAGGGAAAAAUGUUCCUUCAAUUAUGGGACAGGGGGAAGGAGUCUUUGUGUGUGGUGGUGUUUCAGAAGAGCGAUAACAAAAAAUGCCCUCAUCUUAAUUGUGUCUAGUGAAGCUCUAGAUGAGUGGCAGCAAGGCAUUGUACAUGGCUAGACUGGGAGUCUGAAAGGACUUUAACCUCUUACCAUGUAUUGGCCCUGUGAUCCCAGGCAGCUCUUGUGGCCCAGCACUCUGUGGUUAUGAGCUGCACAAUAGUUGCUAAUCUUCAUUGGUAUUGGAAUUUUCCUACACCAAUGAAAACACAGGUCUGGACUAGGAAAACACAAUUUAGGCAUAGUCUUAAACAGAGAAGAGUUAAUUCUCCUUCUGAAGGAGAAAGUAAGCUUCUAGGUACCCAAAGCCAUAUUCAAAUCAUCUGUUACAGGAAUAAGAACAAGUUUUACCUAACUUGACAAUAACUGUCAUGAAAUACAAAAGGACUCAGUGUUCAGAAGAGAGGAGUAUUGACACACCGUAUUGGCUCCAUUCUGGGCUACACUUUUUUACUAAUACAAAAAUGGGAAAAGCAAUUCUCUUUCCCUUUCUGCAGUGUCUCUGGAGCAUACUCUCAGUUCAUUUUUUCAGCAGUUAAGGGCUGUAUUGUUUGUCUACCUCUUCCUUUCCCCCAGGGUCAGGGAAUACAGAAAUUUUUGGUGUUGUAUUUGGUGUUGUACUAAUUCUCUGGAAAAAAAGUAGUGAGUUUAAGUUUGAAUCCUGACUCUAUUCCUUAUUAGUUAAUUAUCUUUGUUAUCUUAGGCAAGUCAAUUAACCUACCUAAGCUGUAGUUUCCAUAUCUUUAAAAUGAUAAAGACUGAAAUAGGUGACUUCUCAUGCCCUAGCUCUAAAAUCUAGGUUCCUUAGAUUUCUAAAGUUGACCUCACCAUCUCCAGUGGAAAAUGCCCUAGGAUCUGUGCUUGGUCCUUGGCCAUUUAGCAAUUUUUGUCAAUUACUUGCAUAAAGCCAUAGGUGGCAUGCUUACUAAAUUUUCAGUUUGCAUAAAUCUUGGAGAAAAACUAACAUACUAGAUGACUGAGUCAGGAUCCAAAAAGAUCUUGACAGCUUAAAACAUUGGGCCACGUCUAAUAAAAUAAAAUUUGAUAGGGCUAAAUUAAAAUUUUACAUGGCUCAAAAAAAAAAAAACCCAAAUCUACAACUAGGUUUAUAAGAUGUGGGAGACAUUGCUAGAGAGCAGUGUAUUUAUAAUUUAAAAAAAAAACAAGAGGGUACAGUAAGAGAAAUUUCAUUCAAAAUAGCUACAAAAUGCAUAAAAUGUCUAGGAAUUAACCAACCAAGACAAGAGUAAUAUGUACAUAAUAUGGCAGCUCCUCCCCCACAAAAAAAGCUAAUACCAUCUUUAGGCUUCCUUAAGAGAGUCAUGGCUUCCAGACAUAAGUGUAUGUGGAAAUGCACUUUCUUGGCACUUAAAUUUAUAAUAAA